Molecule: messenger RNA, 585 nt
Organism: Quercus lobata
Lineage: Eukaryota; Viridiplantae; Streptophyta; Magnoliopsida; Fagales; Fagaceae
Exons: 1
Coding region: 1-585 (194 amino acids)
Source: RefSeq, a predicted model, not a curated record
AUGUUUGUAUCUUGGCCUCCCACCGAGCAUGGCGAUCGGGAGUUUAAAAAGGCCAAGAAGAUAGCAUCACCCAUGCUGGGUUUCUCGGAUGAAGAUAAGGUCAGAACCAUCCAACCCCACGAUGAUGCUCUGGUCGUCACGCUUAGGAUUGAAGGAUAUGAUGUGAGAAGAGUGCUAGUAGAUCAAGGCAGUGCUGUGGAAGUAAUGUACCCCAACCUAUACAAGGGGCUGAACUUAAAAUCCGAGGACUUAACGGCGUACGAUUCCCCUCUGGUAAGCUUUGAAGGGAAGAUGGUUACUCUAAGGGGCCAGAUCAGACUACCCAUACAAACAGGUUCGGACGUGGUGGAUGUGAACUUUAUCAUAGUUGAUGCUUAUUCACCCUACACGGCCAUCGUAGCCAGGCCUUGGCUUCAUGCCCUAGGGGCUGUCUCUUCUACCCUGUACCAAAAAGUGAAGUACUCAUCGGAGGGCCAAGUCAAGGAGAUUAUAGAGGACCAGACCAUGGCCAGGCAGUACAUGGUGUCCGCCAUUUCACGCCAACACAACGUUGAGCCCUCGGCCUUUACUGAAAGUGGUUUAUAG